GAUGCUGUGCACGUGCUCCGGGGUGACUGUGUGUUUGGUCGGGGGAUGCCUGUGUAUCUGGUCCCGAAGGCUGUGUACCCGUUCGGGGCGCGUGUGCRCACCUGUCCCGCGGGUUCGUGUAUCUGUCCCGGGGGUGUGUGUCCAAGCGCCGGGGGUGAUGCUCGUCCCGCCCCGCCGCCGCUGAUGUUCCCGCCGGGGUCGGUGAGUGGGUGGGUGCAGCCAGCCCGGCCCCCGGGCUCCCGGCAGGGAGGCGGGAAGGGCCGGGGCCAGCCCCGCUCUGAUCCCUCCUCCUGCUCCUUCCCCGCCCGCCGCCUUUUCCCCGCUGUCGCCUCGGCCGCCGCCGCUCACCCGGCGCAUCCCAGCGGAGCCCGUCAGAACUCGGGGCGGCGGCGUUCGCCGCCGGCCAUGGCCGUGCCCGCCGCGCUGCUCAGCCCSCACCACCUCCUUUCCUUCUGCUUCCCCGCCGCCGGCGGGCUCCUGGGCUAUGCCGACCUGGAGAAGGGCUACGAAGGCGGCGGCGGCGACGCGGGGGACUUUAGAGAAGCCACCCGGGACCUGCUGAGCUUCAUCGACUCGGCUUCCAGCAACAUCAAGCUGGCGCUGGACCGGCCGGUGAAGUCUCGGCGGAAGGUGAACCAUAGGAAGUACCUGCAGAAGCAGAUCAAGGGCGGCCCACGGAAGGUGCCGCUGCGGGACCGCAACCUGCCGCCUUCCUUCUUCACGGAGCCGGCGCUGCCCGCCCCCGCCGCCCGCGGGCCGCCCGCCAAGGAGCCGGAGAAGGGCGGCGGGGGCGGGGGCGCGGAGGCGGCCGAGUUCUUCGAGCUGCUGUGCCCCGAGUACGGCGCGCUGCUGCCCGAGCACGCCGCCCCGACCGACGCCUUCGGCGGCCGCCUGCCCGCCGAGCUGGGGCUGGAGCACGGGCUGUACGAGCUGCCGCUGCCCGCCGGCCCGCACCCGCUGCUGGGCGGGCUGCUGUACCCCGAGCCGCCCUGGAGCCCCGCCGCGCCCUGCAGCCCGCCCCGGAAAGCGCCGCCCGAGCCGCUGCGCCCGCUGUACCCCGGCGGCGCGGAGCCGGUGCCCGGCGGCGGCAGCGAGGAGCCCGGCGGGCACCUCCCCGCAGGGUUCGCGCCCUUCUUCCCCGAGUGCCCGCUGCCCCCGCCGCAGCCGCCCUACGAUUACGGCGGCGGGUACCAUCGCGGGGGCUGCCCCGGGCUGUAGGGCGGCCGCCGGGACGGCGAUGCGGGAGCGGAGCCCGGAGCCCCCGCGGGGGCGGGCGGACGCUGGGGCGGCGCGGAGGCCGCACGGGGCUCCGCAAGCCCCGCUGCGCUGAGAGCCCCGCACCCGAAACCGCGGCCACGGCCCCCGCAGGAUUCACCCUCGUGCACUGCCAGUCUCCUCCUCCUGCGGUUUGGGCGACGCUGCAAAUAAAAUGUGAAACUUUGGGUUUCUUCAGGUGUUUUUGUAGCGGCCGGUGCGCCCCCUUUCAUCCUCCUUCCUUAGGGGCCAGGGCUUGGCUGGCUGCGGGCAGACGUGUUGCGCUACCUGUAGGCGACGUGGGGACAGGGGCAGCGCUCCGCRGAGGCCGCGGGGAUCGCUCGUCAGUGAUUUCAGUCUAAACCUAAAGCUCAUGUCAACACUCGAGGCGCGUUUAACACUUUUCCCAGGCUCACGUUUGUCACAAGUGCUGGCAGGUCUUCAGCUGAGGAAACAAAGGCAAGAAAGUGAAGCAAAAUUAAAAAUGCUGCUACCAAAACUCAGAGUCCUGAAAUAUUGACAGCGUCUUGCACGAUCUUGCAAACGGCAAUUUACAGUGAUUCGUAAGUUAAUUGAUGGCGUAAGUUCGUGACAAAAAUGUACUGUAGCCGCUGCGGCCAUGUGAUUCCUACAGACUGUUGGAUUUCUUCCAGGAAUGUGUCAAAGCUCAGAAAGCAAUGCAGCUCUGUCUCAUUGUGUACAGGAGAUUAUUUGAUAAUCAUUUAAGUUAUGUAAAAGAGUCUAUGAUAGGUCCUAUAAAAAUAAAGCUACACAAUAGAUCCGAGAUCUGUGGUUGUUACUGCUAUUGAGACGCGGCGUUCAGGGGGCUUUCAUCGUGCCUCCGUCCUCUGUAAUGGUUUCUUGGCAGGAGUUAAGACAGGCAAUGGGUUUUGUCUUUUCUAAAUCUUUUGAAAUGCUGUAUUUUAU
This is a messenger RNA of Malurus melanocephalus (red-backed fairy wren), 2181 nucleotides long. It is a transcript of the gene FAM181B, whose product is annotated as family with sequence similarity 181 member B. The record is from RefSeq and is a predicted model, not a curated record. Lineage: Eukaryota; Metazoa; Chordata; Aves; Passeriformes; Maluridae. The transcript has 2 exons. The coding region runs from base 46 to 1218 and encodes 390 amino acids.